AUAUUUUAUUUGUAAACAAUUUUAAUAUACUAACAUAUUAAACUGGCAUGAUUAAUGCUGUUGUUUUCUAUUUGUCUGUGUAAAAAUAUGGGAGGGAAGGAAGGAGAGAGAGAGAGAGAGUGAAAUGUUGAAAAAUAUCUAGUUUGGUUUUCUCUCUCUCUUGCUUUUAGGCUUUAGGCUUUCACUACUAAUACUCCUAAGCUCUCUUAGUUUAAGACAUUGCCUUCACAUCCCAAAACACAAAUGCAAAGCUUUGUCUCCUCCCUCCCUUCAAAGUCUUUCAUUACAAAACCCUAAUAUCUCUAAUCUUCUCUUUAAGGGUUUCUAUUUGGUUGAUGCUCAUAACUAUAGCUUCAACAGAGUUUCUGAACUUUAAUUUUGAAGCAUAGUAAGAUCAAGGUUUGCUGCUUUUAGUUGUGAAGUUUCUCUGUCUCCAAACCAAGAAACAGAUUGCAGAAAAUAAAAGAAAAGCAAAAAGGUUUUUGAAGAAGACCCAAUUAAAAACAAGAUGGAAAUUGCAAGUCAAGAAGAUCAUGAUAUGCCCAUCCCAUUAAACACUACAUUUGGUGGUGGUGGUAAUGGUAGUCAUGGUCAUAUGAUUCAUCAUCAUCAUGAGCUUCAUGCCCCUAAUUCUGCUCCUCCAACUCACAACAACAUUACUACUCAACCACCACAAAUGCCGCUACAUGGCAAUGGUCAUGGCAACAACUAUGAUCAUCAUCAUCAUCAACAAGAUCCUCAUCAUGUGAGUUACAACGCCAUCAUCAAGAAGCCUAUGAUAAAGUACAAGGAGUGUCUCAAGAACCAUGCAGCAGCUAUGGGAGGCAAUGCUACUGAUGGGUGUGGAGAGUUUAUGCCAAGUGGUGAAGAUGGCUCUAUUGAAGCUCUCACUUGCUCAGCUUGCAAUUGCCACAGAAACUUCCACAGAAAAGAAGUGGAAGGCGAACCUGCAGCCACCGCCAUGUCUCCUUACCACCAACAACCGCAUCCACCGCGAAAACUGAUGCUCAACCACCACAAGAUCAGAUCAGCCAUGCCGCACCAAAUGAUCAUGCCAAUUGGAGUUUCUAACUACCGGUACAUGCAUAACAACUCCGAGUCCGAGGACUUUAUGGAGGAAGAUGGCAUAACCACCGCUUCUAGAUCGCUACCACACCCACCAUACAACCAGAAGAAAAGGUUUAGGACGAAGUUCACGCCGGAACAGAAGGAGAAGAUGCUGAAUUUUGCUGAGAAAGUUGGGUGGAAGAUACAAAGACAAGAAGAUUGUGUUGUUCAAAGGUUUUGUGAAGAGAUUGGAGUGAAGAGAAGAGUCCUUAAGGUUUGGAUGCACAACAACAAGCUACAUUUCUCCAAGAAGAACAAUAAUAGCAACAUUAACCUCGAGGACAACGACAACGAAAAGAGCAACAAUCUGAACAAUGUUGAUCUGUCCGCUAAUAACGACAUCAUCACUAAAAUCGUUCCAUGAUGUGAUAAUUAAGUAACGUUAUUUUAAUAUGAUCUAUAUAUGAUUAUUAUUUAGCUAUUGUUAUCUUAGCUAUUUAGGGUUCUAAUUUUAUUUUCUAGCUGGUUUGGUUUUAUUUAUAUACAUAAACUCAUUUCGCUAUCAGCUGAUCCAUGGAUUUUAUAUA
Messenger RNA from Camelina sativa (false flax), 1634 nucleotides. The record is from RefSeq and is a predicted model, not a curated record. Lineage: Eukaryota; Viridiplantae; Streptophyta; Magnoliopsida; Brassicales; Brassicaceae.